AUGGAUAACCGCAUGAAACGGGCGGGCACGAAGCGUGAACGCGAGCUCAGCCUGGGACACCAGCAGGUGCCGACCAAACGAGUCAAGGGAGCCCCGACAGAUGUAUCUCCGAGUCGUGAUCCAUCUACGAGUCCUGAUGCUCUCGCACUUCCUCCGAUCAAACCUUCACAAGAUAGCGGGUCUUCGAAUAAGGCUACCAAAUUUCCUACAAGGCCUACCAGUAGCUUGACCACCAAGCUAAUCCCUCCGGCUGCCAUCAAGCUCUUGGGUCUAUCCUCUCCCAAGCUCACCACGUCAACUUACGGAGGUCUUGUCAUGUCGGAAGUUGGUCACAGGAGCGCAGUGCAUCUUGCGGCACCAGUCGACCGACAAGACCCUUCUCUGAGGGCAUGCCAUAGUGAUGAUGAACUCAAUCGACGUGGGGAAUCGAGCUCUCCUGACGAGCUUGUUAUCGGACCGUUAGGGCGACACAGACAGCCAGUACGGCCACCCAGUCCUUUAGAUGCCCUAGUCAAGCUAGAUAAUAAAGAUGGUCAUGGCCCACUCGACCGACGUGUGGGUGACUCGAGCUCUCCCGACGAGCUUGUUAUCGGACCGAUGGCAGGACGUAGACGGCCAGUACGCCCACCUAGUCCUCUAGAUGCACCAUUUGUGGUGCGCCGUCACGAAGCUGAAAGAGGACAGCCUGUCUACGGCAAUCUUAUGCAAGAGCUCUCAUACUAUCAUCUGGGCACCUCGAAUGAGGCAGUUCACAAACAGGAGGUUAUCAAAUGGUCGCCAGAGAACAAAGGUGAUCAUGGCCAACUUGAUCGAGAUGUGGGGGAUUCGAGCUCUCUCGAAGAGCUUCUGACCGGAACUAUGGCACGACAUACAUCCCCAGCUCGCUCGCCGAGCCCUUUGGAGCGCGCAUUGGAGCGUCGCCGUCGGAAAUCCAUACAAGGACGGUCUGUCCUGAACAAUCCUGGACGAGGGCCUUCGCACUCUGAUCCUGAUGCCUCCGAGCCUGCCAAUAAAGCCAAGAUUGCCAAAAUGUCACCAGAGGAGCAAGAAAAAGUUCUCAAGACAGCCGAGAUACUCUUCGGCGUAUCAGACAGACAAUUAGACAGACAUCAGAGGGCUCUGGGUUUCGUCACUUGUCGACACCGGGUGGAAACAACGUGGAAGAAAGGCGAACCGCUACCGGAUUCAUCAGAGAACACAGGAGGAUCGGGCUACUUCUCUGCAUCAACUGCCCCCAGCGCCCUACUCGCUUUCGUCGGUUGGAAGUUCGACCAGCUUCGGAAAGGCGACCCGAAGCAACUUGAUCGAUAUCCACCCCUCGACAUCAUCGGCAAGCGAGCCACCAUCUACUCGCGACUGUCACCGCGGGAUAUGCAGCUCAUUGCAGCACGCUCGAGAUCAUUCUCACUUAACUCUCGAGAGUUUGUUCUAAUACCAUCUCAUUGGAGCGAGCCCGUGACUAAGGACAUACUACAAUGGUAUGACCCAGAGGCUGGUCCAAGAGAUCAUCAGCCUCUGCAGGAGCCAAUUCCCAAGAAGCUCCCCCUGACAGACCCAAUAAAUGAUUCCCCAGCCCAAGCGACUUCGUUCACACCCGAGGACCCAGAGGAAGAGGAAGAAUUAGCGGACAAUGAUCACGAGUUUGACGUUAUGAGUUCUCCUCCUCGGAAGCAAACAGAGAGGGAGAGUAUGACGGAACCACGACACUUUAUCGAGUCAGAACUUCUCAGAAGGAGGCUGCUCAGCAGUCUUGAUGCGCUAGGAGAUCCGAUGGUCAUGGAGGCAGUUUUCGAGUCCAAGAAAUACAAGGAAAUUCGAGCAACGUCUCGUAGGCUCUUUCAAUACUAUAAAAACAAGAUGCGGCUUCAAUCUAUAGUGGAAGAUGGGAAGAGCAGGGACAGGACGCUGGCUAGGGUGGUCCGUUAUCGAUCAAUGGCCAGCUCCAAAAGGUCGCCGGGAACUCUUAGCGUCGGACAUCUGCAUGGGGGAGUCGAGACGUCCAAGGAAGAUACGCGAGCACUCCGACAGCUGCUCUUGAUUCUGGAAACCACUGCGACGAAUGAGAAUGGAGGAUCAGAUGAUGAGAUCGAGCUCGGCAGAGAAAAAAGGCGCGGUCAAGCAUUGGAGCAAGGGCGGGAACACGAGUAA
Molecule: messenger RNA, 2148 nt
Organism: Serendipita indica DSM 11827
Lineage: Eukaryota; Fungi; Basidiomycota; Agaricomycetes; Sebacinales; Serendipitaceae
Source: the annotation of a GenBank genome assembly